Molecule: messenger RNA, 1401 nt
Organism: Baudoinia panamericana UAMH 10762
Lineage: Eukaryota; Fungi; Ascomycota; Dothideomycetes; Mycosphaerellales; Teratosphaeriaceae
Exons: 2
Biological process (GO): transmembrane transport
Cellular component (GO): membrane
Molecular function (GO): transmembrane transporter activity
Source: RefSeq, a predicted model, not a curated record
GAGGCCGAGAGCUUCCUAAGCACACUUCGAAAGGCACGACGCGCUAGCGCGCAGUCCUUCGAGCUUUAUACGCCUGACGAAGAGCGCCGAGUGCGGCGCAAGCUUGACACUCAUCUUGUCCUAUUCGUCGCGCUUCUGUACCUCUUAUCGUUUCUGGAUAGAUCAAACGUCGGCAACGCCAAGAUCGCAGGCCUUACCAACGAUCUCAAGCUCUCGGACGACCAGUACGAAUGGCUGCUGACGGCAUUCUACAUCACCUACAUCUGCUUCGAAUGGAUGACUGUCUGCUACCAGAUCUUCCCUCCGCACAUCUACAUCAGCUGCUGUGUCUUCACGUGGGGCGUGCUCGCGUCUCUACAAAGUCUGACACUGAGCUUUCCGUCUAUGCUCAUUCUGCGCGCCCUGCUCGGCAUAGGCGAGGCUGCCUUCGUCGGCAUACCAUUCUACCUGUCAUUCUUCUUUCGGAAGGACGAGCUCGCUUUCCGCAUCGGCAUGUUCAUCUCCGCCGCGCCGUUGGCAACAAGCUUUGCGAGUACUCUUGCCUACGCAAUAGUACGCUUUGGCCAGGGUACAGGCAUUGCAAGCUGGCGGCUGCUCUUCCUUCUCGAAGGCUUCCCAGCGUGCCUCGUCGCCGUGUGGGCGUGGUGGUGGAUCCCAGACGCACCAGAGAGUGCUCGAUGGCUGACAAGCAGGGAGCGCAAGAUUGCCACUUUACGAAUGCGAAGGGAAGCAAAUGUCGGAGAGGCUUCUGAAAGGUCCGCCGUCCAAACCACACUACCGCGGCACAAGCGCAAGUUCCAAUGGCACGAGGUCUUACGCACGCUGAGAGAUCCGAAAGCUUACCUGACUGCAGCCAUGUUCUUCUGCUGCAACGUGGCGUUCAGUAGCAUGCCAGUCUUCCUGCCGACAAUUGUCCACUCGAUGGGCUACUCUACGCUUGCAUCGCAAGGCCUUUCUGCGCCUCCAUUUCUGGUCGCUUUUGCUGUCGUGCUGGUUACGGCCGUCGUCUCCGAUCGCCUGAAGAGCCGCGGCAUACCAAUGAUGUUUCAUGCCGUCCUCGCUGUAAGUGGGUACGUCUUUCUUGCGAUUGCAGGCGCGGUUCAAGCAGGUCAUAUCAUGCGCUACCUGGCUGUCUUCCCAAUCUGCGCCGGCUUCUUCUCAUGCGUCACCAUCGUCAUUACGUGGACAGUCAACAACCAGCCUUCAGAUGAAGGGAAAGGGACUGGAAUGGCUAUGCUUAACAUCAUCGGGCAGAUGGGACCUUUGCUUGGUACAAGGCUCUACCCCGAUGCGGAAGCUCCGUACUACGUCAGAGGCAUGAGCAUCUGUGCGGUAGCAAUGGCUCUAGUUGCGAUUCUCGCCUUUGCUCUGAGACUGGUGCUUCAAAGCGAGAAUGACAAG